This is a messenger RNA of Sinocyclocheilus grahami, 657 nucleotides long. Its product is annotated as calcium and integrin-binding family member 3. NCBI's taxonomy places the organism in Eukaryota, Metazoa, Chordata, Actinopteri, Cypriniformes, Cyprinidae. The record is from RefSeq and is a predicted model, not a curated record. The coding region runs from base 1 to 564 and encodes 187 amino acids. The transcript is spliced from 6 exons. Gene Ontology annotation, molecular function: magnesium ion binding; calcium ion binding. Gene Ontology annotation, biological process: calcium ion homeostasis.
AUGGGGAGCAAACAGACCAUCUUUACAUCCCAGCAACUGGACGCAUAUCAGGACUGCACUUAUUUCACCAGAAAAGAAAUUCUGAGAUUGUUUCAUCGAUACCAUGAUUUAGCUCCACAGCUCGUGCCGCUGGACUACACAAACCAACCGGAAGUGAGUUUGCCCUACGAGCUGAUUGGCAGCAUGCCGGAGCUGAAGGACAACCCAUUCAGGCAGAGGAUCGCUGAGGUUUUUUCAGAGGAUGGAGAAGGAAACAUGACUUUGGACGACUUUCUGGACAUGUUUUCAGUGCUGAGUGAAAUGGCUCCACGGGACCUGAAGGCAUAUUACGCUUUUAAAAUCUACGACUUCAACAACGAUGACUUCAUCUGUAAAUCAGAUCUGGAGAAAACCUUAAAUAAGCUGACGCGUGACGAGCUGACCGAGGAUGAGGUGAGGAUGGUGUGUGAGAAGGUGAUUGAUGAAGCUGAUCUGGACAAUGACGGCCGUCUGUCUCUAGAGGAUUUCCAGCACAUGAUCAUGAGAGCGCCGGACUUCCUCAGCACCUUCCACAUCAGGAUAUGAAGAUCAUCUGGACACUGGACCACAGGAAAAUGACUUUCUAAAGAUGAUGUAAGAGCUUUCGGAGCAGAUUCAGAAGUCAAGAAAUAAAGAAGG